Messenger RNA from Panicum hallii, 411 nucleotides. RefSeq lists its product as uncharacterized. Lineage: Eukaryota; Viridiplantae; Streptophyta; Magnoliopsida; Poales; Poaceae. The transcript has a single exon. The record is from RefSeq and is a predicted model, not a curated record. The coding region runs from base 1 to 393 and encodes 130 amino acids.
AUGGGCGUGAGCACUGCUGACUUGUCCGCGCCAACCCGCUCCGGCAACCUCUCGGGGUGCAUGGCCGUGGCCUCCUCCUCCUCCGCCACUACGUGGCCGCGCGCAGAAAAGAACCGCGGCGCCGCCGGCGCCGUUCGACGCGCGCAGCUCGUUCUGUCGCGCGACGCCGGCUGGUGCGGGCUACGCGCGUGGCGGCGGCUGCUCAGGCGGCUGGCGCAGGAGACCAAGUGCAUCUGCAGCUCCCCGACGGCGGCCACGGGCAGGCCCAUCACGUUCGGCUACGACGCCGCCAGCUACGCCAAGAACUUCGACGACGGCCGCAUCACCGCGCCGCGCCGCGCCGCCCCCGUCGUCGCCGCCGCCAAUGGCGCCGAUAAUUCGAGCGGCAACUGAGCCAGAUCGUCGUUCUGU